CAAGUAGCCGCUGGGUGUGGGUGUGGGUGCCGGAGAGGGGAUCAGACGAGGCGCUGACCAGGUGGGCAAGUCGCACGUCGGCGUCCGUGCACCGAGGGUGAGCGCGGCGCCGGGGAACUGCCUGCGAGGUCCGGUGGAUGCCGCCUCGCCGGAGGGGAUCAGACGAGGAAGGAGCUUAGCACUGAGCAGGUGGCGCAUCGGUGCCGGAGGCGUGUUGGUGCAGCCAGGGCGAGUCCUCGUCCGGAAUCUCCCCGAUCGAAGCCUCCGCUCCAGAUCCAGCUCGGCUCUCACGCCGUUCCGUCCCCGCCUGGAUUCCUCUGACUCCGUCCGCCGGCGCCACCACAAGGCUGUGCCGUCCGUCCGCCAGCAUCUCCACCGAGCGCCACCUGACGCGCGUGCUCACCACCGCCGGGCCCUCUCCUUCACCGGCCGCGGAUCCCCCGAUAACCCAGCCAUGGCUUCCGCUGCUGCUGUUUUUGCAGGCAAAGCUAUGGCGACAUCAAUCAUCUCCAAUAUUGUCAACAAGGCCUUCGACUAUUUGAUGGACAACCACAAAGCCGGAGGGCUGAAGAGCGCCAGAGAGAGGCUACUCCCCCAGAUCGAGGUAGUUUUCGAUGCCGUCGACACCGAGGAAAUCAGAGAUCAGAGCAGAGCGUUGGAUGCAUGGCUGUGGCAGCUUCGAGAUGCCGUCGAGGAGGCCGAAGACGCGCUCGAUGAGCUUGACUACUACAGGCUUGAGAAGGAGGUGAAGAAAGAGCAAGAUAACAAGGUGCGUAAGUACAAGCGCAAGGUCAUUCAAGGGUUCAGUCGUGCAUUCAACCUGGGGUCACUAGAGAGGCUGAGGAAUUCAGUCAAGACUCUUGAUGAUGUUGUGGCUGGUGUAGAGCGUUUCUUCCAGGUUCUCAACCACUUGAACAUCGAUAAGAUGAGGACCCAUAAGCAGGAUGUGGAGCUCAGAAACUCGCGCCAGACAAGCUCACUGCCUGGUGGCCUUCUGCUUGGCAGAGAGGAAGAGAGGAAGAGUAUAGUCCAUUGGUUGACCAAGCCUGAAAGUAAUGCCAGUGAUAUCGCUGUGUUUUCUCUAGUUGGUUUAGGUGGGAUAGGGAAGACGUCACUUGCUCAAGAUAUAUGUAGUGCUACAGAUGUCAAAGAGCACUUCGAUUUGAUCAUCUGGGUUUGUGCUUCUCACGAUUUCGACAUUGAAGCACUGACGAAAAAGAUCCUUCAAGACAUCACCGGAAAUGAGAUAACCCUGGUUGGUCUAAAUGCACUCCACAAAGCACUUGAGGAGAGGUUGAUUUCUAAGACCUUUCUCCUUGUACUAGAUGAUGUGUGGAAUGAUGAGAGAAAGCAGGAUUGGGUGAAAUUUUUAGCUCCAUUGAAACGUGGGAAGAAAGAAAGCAAGAUCCUGCUGACAACCCGAAUGCAGUCGGUAGCUGUUGUUGCUGCAACAAAAGUGCAAGAGGGAACUACAAAACAGGUGGAUUCCCGGUGUUUAAGAUUAUCUGGGCUGAAAGAAACUGCCCUCCUGCUUCUUUUGAACAUGUAUGCAUUUUCUGGUGCUAAUCCAGAUGACUACAGGAACCUACAACAGAUUAGCAAGAAAAUGGUAAAAAAACUCAGUGGUUCUCCAUUGGCAGCAAAAGUUCUUGGUGGAUUGUUGAAUGACAACAAGGAUAGUAGCACGUGGAACAGAAUUUUGGACUCAGAUUUUCAUAAUAUACAACAGGGCAGUGAAGGGAUUAUGAUGGUGUUAAGGCUAAGUUAUCAACAUUUACCAACACAUUUGCAAGUGUGUUACAGGUAUUGCAGCUUAUUUCACAAAGACUAUGAGUUCACAAAGAAAGAAUUGGUGUACUUAUGGAUGGGUUCAGGACUGAUCCAACCAUUGGUGGAUGAUACGACACAGCCAGAGGAUAUUGGUAUGAAGUAUUUAAACACAUUAUCUGAAAAGUGCUUUUUUGACAUGAAAUCAGUGCCUCGUCUUGGUCGUGCUAUAAAAUGCAAUUUAUAUGAUGAAUAUUACGAAGAAAAACUUGUUAUGCAUGAUCUAUUGCAUGAGUUGGCCCGGUCUGUGUCAGCGAGUGAAUGCACAAGAGUGGACUUGAAUUUCUCUGGACGUAUUCCAAAGACUGUCCGUCAUAUAUGCAUUGAAAUGAUAAACCCUGCUGUUAUUGAACAGAUCUCUCAUGCAAAGAGACUGCGCACACUUCUUAUGCAUUUUGAAGACCAGGACGAGGUAGAGCAAGUGCACAUGCUCAGUAAAGUGUUAGUUGUGGCCAGAAGCUUAAGAGUGUUAUCCAUAAUAACAAACUCGUCGUGUAAGCUUCCUGAUUCGGUGGGUGAUUUAAUUCAUCUUCGCUAUUUGUCUCUUAAGUGGGGGCGAAAACACAUGGCACAUUUCUGUUGGUUUGCCAAACUUGUGUACAAGCUUUAUCAUUUACAAGUAAUGAAGUUCGAUGAUCCCCAACUCGCAGCUCCUCAGAACAGGGAAAUGGGGGGACUGUGCAAAUUAUUUAAUUUACGUCAUCUGCAACUAUCUUAUGGAAUAAUGCCAAUGAUUCCUUAUGUAGGAAGGCUUACUUCUCUCCAUGAGCUAUAUGGUUUCUGCAUCAAACAACAAGGUGGUUACACUAUUGGUGAACUAAACAAUCUGACGAACAUCCGUCAUUUAUAUGUUUCUGGUCUUGACAAGGUAAACAGCGCAGAAGAAGCUGCCGAAGUUAUGUUGGACCAGAAAAAGUGUCUGUCGGCAGUAACGUUAAGCUGGUCUCGAGACUCUUCAAAUUCAUGCAAGCCAGGCCAAACUGAGUUGGUUUUUGACAAACUUGAACCACAUUGUAAUUUACAUAAACUGAGGAUUGAAGGAUAUCCUGGUUCUCGAUCUCCAAGUUGGCUGCAAAAUCCCACCCUCACUAGUUUGACAUAUGUUUACAUAUGUGAUUGUAAAAAAUUGGAGCGUCUUCCACCUCUUGGGCAGUUACGUUAUCUACAGUACAUUUACAUAAUUAACUUGGAAUUAGUAAAGUGUGUGGAUUCUUCAUUUUAUGGAAGUGAUGAGCUUGGAUUGCAGUAUCUAAAGGUGCUAGAUAUUGAAAGCAUGCCAAAGUUUGUGGAAUGGGGUGGAUUGGAUGAUAAGAACAUAUUCCCUAGGCUUGAGACGCUAAAAGUGCGUAACUGUGAGGCGCUGAGAACACUGCCAAGUGUACCUAUCAGUAUUCAAUAUGUUGAAAUUCAUAAUGCUAGUCUGCUAGUUAUGCCAACAUUUUUUGGGGAUUCUGAUACAAGCUUGUCACCAUCAUUGGACAUGGCUCUCUCUAAGCUCAAGAUUUCCAACUGUCAAAAUCUGGAAACUUUAUGGCAAGGGUGUUCUCUAUCUGCACUCGAGGAGUUGUCCAUCCAACAAUGUGCAAGCCUGUCAUGUCUACCUGGGGAUUCAUUUGGUUCACUUGCCUCCCUUAAAACCCUUGAACUAUUAAAGUGCCCAAAUUUGGUGACAGGACAAAUCAGGUUGCCCCCUACCCUGAAAACAAUCACUUUAGGAUUGUGCGGCGAAGCUGAACAGCCACUAGUUCAUUCAAUGGAAGGUCUUAAUUCGUUGGAACGGUUAUUUUUAGAUGGUUGUGCACUGUCAGUUUUCCCUUCAGAAGUGUUUGCAUGUUUGUCAGGGUUAACUAAUAUGAUGUUUGGUAAUUGUGCAAUUACAUCUCUUCCCUCAGGUGAAGCCUUCGCAAGAUUGACAAAUCUUGAAAACUUAUCGAUAUGGGAUUGCCAAGAGCUAGUUUCAAUCAAUGGGAUCCACAAGAGUCCAUCACUAGUGUCACUGCAAAUUCAUGGAUGCACCAAGAUUAUUGCAGACCCCUCUGUUGGGUGGAUACAUGACCCUUCUAGUUUUUCUAGCCUGGAUGAGCUUGAUAUUGACAAUCCGUCCCUCUUGCUUAGCGAGCCGUUACGAAGCAUCUCGUGUGUCAAGAAACUUAGAAUUCUUGGCGGUCCUGAACUGGCACACUUACCUGAGGAGUGGUUACUGCUAAAUGGGGCACUUAAAGGCCUACACGUUUCUGAUGCUUCUCGUCUGAUAUGCCUGCCCCCACAAAUGGCCCGUCUGAGCUCUAUUGAAUCCUUAGAUAUAUCCAAUGCGAAAUUGAUCCGGAGUUUGCCUGACAUGCCUACUUCGCUGAUGACUCUGCGAAUAAACAAUUGCCACUCUGAGUUCAAGAAGCGAUGCCAAAAGAACAAGGGGGUUGAUUGGGUUAAGAUUGCACAUAUCUGUAACGUAGAUAUUAGCUAAGAGGUGUCAAUAGAUGAUGAUGCAUGAGCUGUAAUAUGAUCUGUCAAACCUAAACGCAGGCCAAUAUAUCUUGGCUUCCAUGGUGUUUGCCUGUUUGGUGUUAAUCUGUAAAUAGCCAUGUGCCUGCGCCCACUCUCCAAAGAUUGCA
Molecule: messenger RNA, 4439 nt
Organism: Hordeum vulgare subsp. vulgare (domesticated barley)
Lineage: Eukaryota; Viridiplantae; Streptophyta; Magnoliopsida; Poales; Poaceae
Product: putative disease resistance protein RGA1
Exons: 2
Coding region: 455-4291 (1278 amino acids)
Biological process (GO): defense response to other organism
Molecular function (GO): ADP binding
Source: RefSeq, a predicted model, not a curated record